This is a messenger RNA of Brettanomyces nanus, 645 nucleotides long. RefSeq lists its product as uncharacterized. The transcript has a single exon. Bases 1 to 645 code for a protein of 214 amino acids. Lineage: Eukaryota; Fungi; Ascomycota; Pichiomycetes; Pichiales; Pichiaceae. The record is from RefSeq and is a predicted model, not a curated record.
AUGUCUACUCAAAGUAUCAUCGAUCAUUUGAAUCAUGGCCAUCAACAUAAUCUUGAAGAUUUGUUAGUCGUGUACGGAAAACUUUCCAAAUCAGAACUCGGUUCUCCGAAGGUGGCAAAAAUCGACUUGAAAAGUUUGACGAUCAGUUACGGUUCAGAACCUAACAGAAAGUCAAAGAAGAUUGAAUUUCUACAGUCGGUGAAAUCCUAUGAUGAUUUUGAGGAUGUUGUGCUCAGUAUGUUCGAACAGGCUGCUGAUAAAAGGGGAUUCUCCGCCUAUAAGAUCACCACCAUUCCUCUUGCCAGUAAACCUCUUGAACUUGCCUAUUGGGUUGCCUUUAUGUUGCUUGUCUUUUUGGCCUUUGCUCCAGGAACAACCGUUGACUUACUUGUAAAUCAAUUUGGUCUUUCUCUCAACAGAGCUGUGACCUUCAAUCAGGUGGCUCGUUGGAUUAUCAAUACCCUUUGUGUCACCCACAGUACGGAGACUGCAAUGACUCUCAAUCCUCAGUUGGCUGCUCACAGAGUUCCAGUUCCGAAAAGAAUGGUUGCCUGCUUCCUAUGUAUGAUCGAGGGUGUCUUUUUCAUCAGGCGUUUUGAGAGAGAGGUCAAGAAAGCAGAGGGAACUAAGAUGAAAGUCAAUUGA